GUUGUUUCAAGGUUUGAAUAAGGGUUUAUUGGAGGUUAAAGGCCAUGAAAAUCUGCACCAUUUUCAUCACCAAAAAGUGUUCUUCAAGGGAAACGAUAUGUCACAAAGAAGCGGAACAUCAAGAUCUCCCGGACACGCAGGAUACAUUUAUGCGUUUGUAGACAUGGUCCGUGAAAGGCAAGAGAGACAAGAGAGCGAGGAAACGGAGCCCACAAUGGACUCCCAACAGCCCUCACGACAAGAGGAGGAGUCCGAACCAAUGGAGGACCCGUCAAACGGUGAUGCUAGGAGCGUUGCCUCUAGCCAACCCGUACGCCGCUCGCCCUCACCAAGACAAAAUGUGGCGAUGAAUGUAGGUGAUGGGCGAUUUCCAGCCCAUGACCCACACUUCCACCCGCGCCUCCCUCACCAUCAUCCUUUUCACUUCGGCCCAAGACAUGGAGAAGACCUCCCACGUCCCGUUUUUGGGGUACCACCUCCAGCUCCUAUGGGAAUGACACGGGAGGAGAGAGAUCGAGUGUGGGGCAUUGCCAAUGGCUUACGUGAUGCAAGGGUUCGGGUGAGAACACAAGAGGUGAUGAUGGAAAGGGCGUUGGGAAUAAUGCGCCAAACGGGAGAUGAAGCGGGGAUGGCUAUAGAUGGAAUACGCCGAAUCAACGAAGUGAUUUUCAUGAUGGGAUGCGUUCUUGCAGCCCUUUGCUCCAUUGUUGUGGCUCUUGUGCUUAGGAAAUGACCCUAAGGAUGUUUUAUUCAUAAACUUAUUCGGUAGACCAAUGUUUGUACUUUGUUAUGGUUUUCUUGAACUUGUUUGUGGUUGUGUGACUAUGAUCACAUGUUUGUUGGCAUAUGGCAAUUUUGUAAACUGAUAUUGGAUUAUUGGAAUGAAAGCUUGAUGCCUUUUCACUAUUA
Messenger RNA from Erigeron canadensis, 909 nucleotides. RefSeq lists its product as uncharacterized. Bases 98 to 733 code for a protein of 211 amino acids. NCBI's taxonomy places the organism in Eukaryota, Viridiplantae, Streptophyta, Magnoliopsida, Asterales, Asteraceae. The record is from RefSeq and is a predicted model, not a curated record. The transcript is spliced from 2 exons.